Messenger RNA from Oreochromis aureus, 7463 nucleotides. It is a transcript of the gene tdrd6a, whose product is annotated as tudor domain containing 6. NCBI's taxonomy places the organism in Eukaryota, Metazoa, Chordata, Actinopteri, Cichliformes, Cichlidae. Bases 427 to 6933 code for a protein of 2168 amino acids. The transcript is spliced from 18 exons. The record is from RefSeq and is a predicted model, not a curated record.
AUAACAGUUCCGGGUGGGAGGUAGAGGAGGGAAACGACUUUGGGCACGCGCGUGGUUGGGAGUUGGACUUGUUAACGGUAAUCGGCCGUCGAGUUGCUGUGGAGUUCGAUGAUUUUGUUACCACGAAAAACAGUCUUUAAAAGUAGUGGACAAAUUACACGAUACGAUAAAAACACAGAGCCUGACUAACAUUUCGCUCACUGGGUUAAAUCUGCGAAGUUUAGGUGAGGAGAAGUUUAGCGCCGCUGGGGCUACGGGCGUUUUUUUUUUUUUGGCUAGGCUAGGUCUUCUGGGAGCUAACGUCGACGGUACUUCCGGAACACUCGGCGGGAUCUUCAGGUGUAAAAACGAUAAGAUCCAGAUCCUCAUGCAGCGGUGUUGAGAGGUGACAAAUUAUGGGUAGCUAGAUUUGAUGAAACUGCCAAAAUGUCAUCAAUCUUAGGACUCCCUACACGAGGAUCAGAUGUAACUGUUCUCAUAUCCAGGGUCCACGUGCAUCCCUUUUGUGUACUUGUGGAAUUCUGGGGAAAAUUUAGCCUGGAGAGGACUGCAGAGUAUGAACGUCUAGCCAAAGACAUUCAGUCCCCUGGGGACACUUUUCAAGAACUGGAAGGAAAACCUGGUGACCAGUGCUUGGUUCAGAUUGAGAGUAUUUGGUAUAGGGCUCGCAUAGUCUCAAGUAAUGGCUCGAAAUACACAGUGUUUCUCAUUGACAAAGGAACAACAUGCCGUGCCAUCACAAGUAGGCUUGCAUGGGGUAAAAAGGAGCAUUUCCAACUGCCUCCUGAAGUGGAGUUUUGUGUGCUAGCUAACGUGCUACCACUGUCACUUGAGAACAAAUGGUCCCCAGUGGCUCUUGAAUUUCUGAAAUCUCUUCCUGGGAAGUGUGUGUCAGCACAUGUGCAGGAAGUACUAGUCCUGAACAGAACAUUCCUCCUGCACAUACCUUGCAUAUCCAAACAAAUGUAUGAGAUGGGAUUUGCCAAGAAACUAUCCCCAAACAUCUUCCAGGACUUUGUCCUAAAGUCAGUGCAGUCCCAUAGUGGAGCUGAGGUUUCUCCAGAGAUCAAACGGCUGUCCGUGGGACCUGUUGAACAACUGCACAAGCAAGGGGUGUUCAUGUACCCAGAGCUACAGGGAGGAACUGUAGAGACUGUCGUUGUAACAGAAGUGACAAAUCCACAGAGGAUUUUUUGCCAGUUAAAGGUCUUCUCUCAAGAGCUGAAGAAACUGUCUGAUCAACUUACACAGAGUUGCGAAGGGAGAAUGCCCAAUUGCAUUAUAGGCCCAGAAAUGAUUGGGUUUCCAUGUUCUGCAAGGGGAAGUGAUGGCAAAUGGUACCGCUCUGUUCUACAGCAGGUAUUUCCAACCAGUAACGUGGUGGAAGUAUUGAAUGUUGACAGUGGAACCAAAGAGUUUGUUAAAGUGGACAAUGUAAGGUCACUGGCUGCAGAGUUCUUUAGGAUGCCAGUUGUCACUUACAUCUGCUCUCUCCAUGGAGUUAUUGACAAAGGGGUAGGAUGGACAACCACCCAAAUUGACUACCUCAAGUCUCUCCUGCUGUACAAGACGAUGAUUGCCAAAUUUGAGUACCAAAGCAUCUCAGAGGGUGUUCACUAUGUCACUCUUUAUGGGGAUGACAAUACAAACAUGAACAUCUUGUUUGGUUCCAAACAGGGCUGUUUGCUGGACUGUGAAAAAACACUGGGAGAUUAUGCUAUCCUCAACACAGCACACAGGCAACCGCAUCCAGCCCAGCAAGAAAGAAAAAUGCUAACUCCUGGAGAAGUUAUGGAAGAAAAAGAAGGGAAAGCAGUUGCAGAGAGGGUGCCUGCUGAAGUUCUUCUGCUAAACUCUUCACAUGUGGCAGUUGUUCAGCAUGUAACAAACCCAUCAGAGUUUUACAUCCAAACGCAAAACUAUACAAAGCAGUUGAAUGAAUUAAUGGAUACUGUCUGCCAACUGUACAAAGAUUCUGUGAAUAAAGGAUCUGUUAGAAUUCCAACUGUUGGACUCUACUGUGCAGCCAAAGCAGCAGAUGGUGAUUUCUACAGAGCAACUGUGACUAAAGUUGGUGAGACACAAGUCGAGGUAUUCUUUGUUGAUUAUGGAAAUACAGAAGUGGUUGAUAGGAGAAACCUCAGGAUACUUCCUGCUGAGUUCAAAAAGCUGCCACGGUUGGCACUAAAAUGUACUCUGGCUGGUGUCGGACCUAAAGAUGGGAGAUGGAGUCAGAGUGCCUCUGUCUUUUUCAGAAAAGCAGUAACCGAUAAAGAACUAAAAGUCCAUGUACUGGCCAAAUAUGAUAGUGGCUAUGUUGUCCAUCUGACAGAUCCUAAAGCAGAGGGAGAACAACAAGUCAGUACACUGUUGUGUAAUUCUGGUCUUGCUGAAAAGGCUGACAAACCAGGGCAGUGCAAAAACACAAUGCAUCCUGCUAUUACGCCUCCCACACAAUAUCCAGAUGCCAGCCCACCAUGUGGGAAUAGGGACACUGGAUUGGCUCUCCAGGUCCAAAACAUAAUUGGCCUUAGCCAGAAAGAAGGAAGAAUGGCUACCUUUAAGGAACACAUGUUUCCCAUCGGAAGUGUCCUUGAUGUCAAUGUGUCCUUCAUUGAAAGCCCAAAUGACUUUUGGUGCCAGCUAGUUUAUAAUGCAGGACUCUUGAAAUUGCUCAUGGAUGACAUACAGGCACACUAUGCAGGCAGUGAGUUUCAGCCAAAUGUCGAAAUGGCUUGUGUUGCUCGUCACCCUGGUAACGGAUUGUGGUACAGGGCCCUUGUGAUUCAUAAACAUGAAACUCAUGUGGAUGUGUUGUUUGUUGACUAUGGCCAGACAGAGACAGUCUCCUUCCAAGACCUGAGGAGAAUCAGCCCAGAAUUUCUUACUCUGCAUGGUCAGGCUUUUCGAUGCAGUCUGUUAAAUCCCAUUGACCCUACAUCUGCUGUAACUGAGUGGAGCGAAGAGGCAGUAGAAAGGUUUAAAAACUUUGUGGACUCGGCUGCUUCCAACUUUGUGAUUCUGAAAUGCACCAUAUAUGCUGUCAUGUGCAGUGAGCAGAAGAUUGUUUUCAACAUUGUGGAUCUAGAAACUCCAUUUGAGAGUAUUUGCACUAGUGUGGUAAAUGUCAUGAAAAGUACACCUCCCAAAAAAGCUACGGGACCAUCUUUUCGUCUGGAUACAUACUAUUACUCAACACACAAUGUCAAAACUGGGAUGGAGGAAGAGGUCACAGUGACAUGUGUGAACAAUGUCAGUCAGUUCUACUGCCAGCUUGAAAAGAAUGCUGAUGUGAUAAAUGACCUCAAGAUGAAAGUGAGCAGUUUUUGUCGUCAGCUUGAGAAUGUAAAGCUUCCAGCAGUCUUUGGAACUCUGUGCUUUGCAAGAUAUACUGAUGGGCAGUGGUACAGAGGGCAGAUCAAGGCCACAAAGCCAGCACUCCUGGUUCACUUUGUGGAUUACGGGGACACUAUUGAAGUAGAUAAAUCUGACUUGCUCCCAGUUCCCAGAGAGGCAAAUGACAUCAUGUCUGUGCCUGUGCAAGCAGUAGUGUGUGGUCUUUCUGAUGUUCCUGCUAAUGUUUCCAGUGAGGUGAACAGCUGGUUUGAGACAACUGCAACAGAAUGCAAAUUCCGAGCGCUAGUAGUAGCCAGAGAACCUGAUGGGAAAGUCCUAGUUGAGCUCUAUCUUGGAAACACUCAGAUCAAUUCAAAGCUCAAGAAAAAGUUUCAUAUUGAGAUGCACACAGAAAGCCAGGUUGUCUGCCAUGGUUGGAGAGCUUUUGAGGCUUCACAGAGUUAUUCGCAAAAGACAAAACGCACCACAAAAAUGGAAGAUAACACACAGUUCCUGAAGAAAAACAGUUUCUCUGCUUCAAAACCUCCUUUUACUUUAAGGGAUGAUGGGAAAUCUAACGAAAUGAACCUUUGGAACAAAACAACAAAGUCAGUUCAUGAAAAUGGUCAAAGGAUCAAGAGUCCGCGACUAGAGUUGUACACACCUCCACAGCAAAGGGAGUCAUCUGCUGGUGGCAAUGUCAGAUCUUCAGAUCUUCCAACAGAUGCCAAGAAACUCAAGUCAACAGUAAAUGGCACAGAAUCCCAAAAGGAAAGUAAUGCUGAAAAGCUUCCUAAACUUUCAGACUUGCCCUCAAAUUUUAUCACACCUGGUAUGGUAGCAGAUGUCUACGUGUCACAUUGCAACAGCCCAGUAAGUUUCCACGUGCAGUGUGUAAGCGAUGAGGAUCAUAUAUAUUCCCUGGUAGAAAAGCUCAAUGACCCCAGUUCAACUGCAGAAACCAACGGGCUCAAAGAUGUGCGUCCAGAUGACCUUGUUCAAGCACAGUUCACAGAUGAUUCCUCAUGGUACCGAGCAGUUGUAAGAGAACUUCACGGUGAUGCAAUGGCUCUCAUUGAGUUUGUUGAUUUUGGCAAUACAGCCAUGACUCCACUUUCCAAGAUGGGCAGACUCCACAAGAAUUUCUUGCAGCUGCCGAUGUACAGCACACACUGUAUGCUGAGUGAUGCUGCUGGUCUUGGGGAAGAGGUUGUAGUUGAUCCAGAUGUGGUGUCAACUUUCAAAGAAAAGAUUUCUAGUAGUGGAGAAAAAGUGUUCAAGUGCCAGUUUGUCAGGAAGAUUGGGUCUGUGUGGGAAGUUAACCUUGAAGACAAUGGUGUGAAGGUUACGUAUAAAGUGCCUACUGCAGAUCCUGAAAUCACUUCAGAGAAACUUGAGCAAGCAAAGGAAGAGCCAUCCCAGGUGUCUGAUAUCAGAGAAGUGCCAGAGAGAUCAGUGCUGAGCCACUGCUCCCCACAUAACUUUCUGGAAGACCUUUUUGAGGGGCAUAAAUUGGAAGCCUAUGUCACAGUUAUAAAUGAUGAUCAGACUUUCUGGUGUCAGUCUGCUAGUUCAGAAGAACAUGAUGAGAUCUUAUUAGGUCUCUCAGAAGUUGAGAAUUCAACAGGUCAGAACUAUAUUGAUCCAGAUGCUCUCGUUCCUGGAAGUCUAUGUAUUGCUCGCUUUUUAGAUGAUGAGUUUUGGUAUCGUGCAGAGGUCAUUGACAAAAAUGAGGGUGAGCUCUCUGUUUUCUUUUUGGACUAUGGAAACAAGGCUAGAGUCAGCAUAACAGAUGUGAGAGAAAUGCCACCUUGCUUGUUGAAGAUUCCACCACAGGCAUUUUUGUGUGAGCUUGAAGGCUUUGAUGCUUUAUGUGGAUAUUGGGAAAGUGGAGCAAAGGUUGAAUUGUCUGCACUUAUAGAUGUCAAACUGUUGCAGUUGACUGUCACAAAACUAGCAAGAGCUACAGGAACAAUCUUUGUGCAGGUGGAAUGCGAAGGUCAGGUGAUCAACGAGUUGAUGAAAACCUGGUGGAAGAGCUUCAUAACGGAAAGUAAAGCGAAAGCAGAUGGACUGCCUGAUUCAGAUGAAGCAUCAGUGCAGACUGACUCAACUGUAAAUGAGUCUGUGGUACCUGACGAUCAAGUAGAGAAUCCCAAAACCCAGGAAGUAGACAAAUCUCAUAUCCACUUUGAGAAAGACAACAGUGAUGAGCUCAGCACUGAUCAGUUUGAGCCUUGCACAGAAGAUGAGGUACAAAAAUUAAGUACUCCAAAGUCCUCUAAAGAUUCAGUUCAUCUUCAGUUUUUUGGGAUCCAAGAAGAAAGUGUUUCCACAGAGAACAUCGAAGUCCAAGCCUCUGCAAUAUUAAUCAAGGAGAGGUUUCCUGGCAAUAGUGGUAUAGAUGAAAGUAUAUUAUCUCCACUUGAUAACCAAGAUGACAAAGACAAAAAUGUUUUGACUAUGAACUUCAACAUGGAGGACACUAUCAAAGACACUGAAGAGGAGCAAGCCUUGGUAAUGGACCCUCUUGGAACCAACGUCUCAAGUUCUCCAGUGGAUGAGAACCUUUUAGAGACAACAGAUGACCUAGAGAGAACUGCAAAAUCUGACAAGGAAUCUCUACUUGAAGAGAUGAACGCAGUUUCCUACAGCUCUGACAUCACGAAUGUUUCUGAUCCAGCCAAAAACCAAGAUGGAAUGACAGCUUCUGUAGGAAGUGGUACUUCCCUGAACCGUAGGACAGCAGUGAAAUUGGUUCCGCGGAGCGCUGUUAGUCUAAUGGAAAGUACUGAUCUAGGAACUGAAGUCUCAAAACAGAUUCCGACUAAAUUAGUGCUGCCCUCCCUUUUGCCUCCCGAGGAGCAGUUGUGCAGUGCUCCCAAAGAACCAGAAAGUGAGGCCGGAGAUUGCAUGUGUCAGCAAGAGGUUUCAUGUGCUACCACACAAGCUGAGAGUGACUCAGUGAGCGAUGAGGAGUCCUUGGUUCAUCUCAGCAUUCCAAAUUCAGACACUGACGAAGCUGCCAGUGAGCCCCUGACGUACACUGUGUCCUCGCUGGAGAAGGGCGAUGAGAUUGAAGAAGUGACCUGUUGUAUUGAAGAGGCUUGCGUAACAGAUGUCUGCACAGAGCAAAAACAGCCGAGUGGUGAUGGUGAAGAUUGUCUGAGCUGUGUGACAGCAGAGGAAAUGGUCCAGAAUGGAUCACUUGAAACUCCUUCAGGGAACACCGUGGAAGGUGGUGAUGUUGCCCUAGAGGAUCGAGGACCAUGGACUACUACUACUCCUAGCGGGGACGACUCGAUAACCGAAGAUGAGACGUUGUGUCUUCGUGAGGAUACACUUUCUGCUUUACAAUCUGAUGCUGAGCCACAGACCUCUACAGCUAUUAAAUCUUCAGAUUUGAAUAGCCUGGUUGAAGAGGUGACCUGUCUUGUUGGAGAGAUCUGUUUGACAGACGUCUGUAGAGAUCUAAAAGAGGAAGCUGAAAUGUUGACGGAGGAGUGUGAGCUGCAGGAGCAUCCACCUUCCCAACAAAAUGAGGUAAGAAAGAGUUUUGAUGACAGUGUGCCGACAGAUGAACUGCCUUCUCCUUAGGACCGUUUUGCAAUCCAGCUGUCAAAGCUAAUUAUCAGUGAUGGUUCUGCUGAUAAUCUGCCUGCUGAGCAGCAGCCGGAAGAGUGACUGCCUUUUUUUUUUUUUUUUUUUCUUUUUUGGGAUGUUAAAUAGAAGAUUACUGUAACUGCAUAUUGUUUUGUGUUGUUUCAGAUAGGUUCAGUUCAUUUUCUCUGUGUUCAUUUUAAGUGCCCAAUGCCAGUGUUGUUAUUGUUUUGGCUUCUUUGUGUGUUAUCGUCCUAUCGCUCAUACCCUUUGAUCUGCUUAUUUCAUUGUUCCUCUAAAAACAAACAGCCACGAAGCUAAAAGUCUUUGUAUGGUAAUAGUUGAUAAAACAUGAGGAGUUUGUUUUGAUAAACUGCCAAACAAUUCUUUAGAUGUUUGAGUCUUUAGUUUAUUUGCUCUGGUUUCAGUGGCUGUUGUGAAAUGCAUGGAAAAAAAUCUGUAUUUGGUGUUAAUCCACAAGUUGGAGCAAAUUUCUGUUGGCACAAUAAAUAUUAACGUUCAGUGCA